GAAGCAGCACAAGAAGAAACAGAAACAGAGAGAGAGAGAGAGAGAGAUAAAAAAAAACACAGAGACAGAGAGUGAUGGAAACAGCUGUAUUUAUUAUAAGAAGAAACAAGACGAAGAACUAACCUCUGGGUUUCUACUUAAAAACUCUUUUCUCAAAUCUUUCCUCUUUCUUCUUCAAAAAAAUCGACACUUUGAGUUUGAGAGCCAAAAAAAAAAAAAAAAAAAAAGGUUUCUUUUUUUUUUGUUUCGUUUCUUCAAAUUUGGUUUAGUAGCAAUGGAUUUGAUGCAAUUGGAUAAGCGUUUGGAUUCAACGGAGCAAGUAGUUGAAGAAAUCAUGAGAAUUCACAGAUCUCUACCACCAAGACCAGGAAUCGACGAAGUUGAAGCUGCCAAGGGUUUAAUUGACAACGUUGAUAAAGAAGACCAAUCUUGUUUCGAAGCCAUUGCUAAACAGAGGAAACCCUCUGAAGUUCCUGGUGAGCUUUUCAUGGUUUUGCAAGAUAUGAAGAGAGGUUUUGUUCAGUUUCGUAGCAGAGAGCAAAAGAGAGAAGCUUUGAAGCUUCUCGAUCUGGAGUCUACUCACUCUAUGUUCGAUGAUUUCAUUCAGAGAGCUUCUAAUUGCAUUGCUUCUCCUUCUUCCUCUAACGGCUCUGUUCCGUCUCGUCCUCCUCCCGCUCCGGCUCCCAAGACGGCUACGGCUACUCCGUCAAGUUUGUAUUUUUCUGAGAAAGCCCCUGUUCGCCCCAAGGAUAUGGUUUCUAGAGACGACAGCUUCAUGACCAACACUAAACCUUCUCUCUACGGCGAUGCUUUUGCAGCUCCUCGCAAACCUCAGGUUCUGGAUUCAACAUUUACCGCCGGAAAAUUCGCCGGCAACGAUGGAGAGAAGCUGAGUUUGAUUAAACUUGCUAGUUUGAUUGAGGUAUCAGCUAAGAAAGCUACUCAAGACAUUAAUCUACAGAACAAGUUAACGGAUCAAGUCGAAUGGCUUCCGGAUUCUAUUGGCAAGUUAUCGAGUCUUAUUUCGCUUGAUAUGUCUGAGAAUCACAUCGUGGUAUUGCCAAACACCAUAGGAGGGCUUACUUCAUUGACAAAGCUCGAUUUGCAUUCAAACAGAAUCGGUCAGCUUCCUGAGUCUAUAGGAGAAUUGUUGAACUUGGUUUACCUCAAUCUUGGUAGCAACCAGUUAUCAUCUCUGCCUUCAGCAUUUAGCAGAUUGGUGAAACUCGAGGAGCUUGAUUUGAGCUGUAACAACCUCCCUAUUCUCCCUGAAUCCAUUGGUUCUCUUGUGAGUCUAAAGAAGCUCGACGUUGAGACCAAUGAUAUUGAAGAGAUCCCACAUUCUAUCGGUGGGUGUUCCUCGCUGAAAGAACUCCGUGCAGAUUAUAACAAACUCAAGGCUCUUCCGGAAGCUAUUGGGAAGAUUACUACACUAGAGACUUUGUCUGUACGUUACAAUAACAUCAGGCAGUUACCUACAACGAUGUCUUCUUUAGCUAGUCUCAGAGAGCUGGAUGUGAGUUUCAAUGAGCUAGAGUCAGUGCCAGAGAGUUUGUGUUUUGCCACUACGCUUGUGAAGCUGAAUGUUGGAAACAAUUUUGGUGACAUGAUAUCGCUACCGAGAUCAAUAGGCAACCUUGAGAUGCUUGAAGAGCUUGAUAUAAGCAAUAACCAGAUCCGUGUUCUACCUGAAUCCUUUAAAAUGCUUACAAAGUUGCGUGUUUUUCGUGCUCAGGAGAAUCCAUUACAAGUUCCUCCUCGUGAUAUAGCUGAAAAGGGCCCUCAGGCUGUUGUUCAAUACAUGAAUGAUCUUGUGGAGGCGAGAAACGCAAAAUCUCAAAUGGUUAAGCCGAAGAAGAGCUGGGUGCAGAUGUGCUUCUUCUCCAAGUCCAACAAGAGAAAACAAAGCAGCAUGGAGAUCGUCUAAAACACAGCUGAUAAUGUCUCUGACCCGUAAUCAGGUAAUUCUGUUAAUGCUGUUGACAGCUCAAGUGGCAGACAAAUCCAGCUAUCUUCACACGACAAUGCAAAGAGAGAGAGAGAGAGAGAAGCAUUAAUUUGCAUUGCAACUUCCAAGUACUGUAGAUGUUUUCAUUAUUCAUUCUUUGUUUCUUUCUUCAAUAUUCACAUGUAUCAUGGUUUCAUUCAUGUCUCCACAUAUCUGCUCUUUCUUUUCCCCCGGUUAUAGCCGAAUCCAUAGAGCCCAUCCCAAAACAGAACCGAAACCAUGUCCCUCGUAGAUUGACGUGUUCUUUUAAUUCUUACCACUUUUGAUACUUUGAUGUUCAGUGUAAUCGUCUCUGGUUUUGUAUCUUUGGUUUGAAAGUUAAACGACUCUCGCACCUAAAAGUAUCUGCGACUGUGUGAGUGUGUGUAUGGAUAGAGAUGUGAUGUGAUAGCUGUGAUGCUUACUUGCUUAAGAGGAGAGACAUGAGAUGAUGAGUAGGCCAUGAACGUGGUUAUGUCUAGAGAGUUGAAAGUGGUUAAUUAAUACUCACUUGUAAUAAUGCAACUUGCGCUUUUUGUUUUGUCUAAUGUGUAUAAUCGUCACGAGA
Molecule: messenger RNA, 2555 nt
Organism: Camelina sativa (false flax)
Lineage: Eukaryota; Viridiplantae; Streptophyta; Magnoliopsida; Brassicales; Brassicaceae
Product: plant intracellular Ras-group-related LRR protein 4
Cellular component (GO): cytoplasm
Molecular function (GO): protein binding
Source: RefSeq, a predicted model, not a curated record